This is a messenger RNA of Anthostomella pinea, 798 nucleotides long. The record is from the annotation of a GenBank genome assembly. NCBI's taxonomy places the organism in Eukaryota, Fungi, Ascomycota, Sordariomycetes, Xylariales, Xylariaceae.
AUGAAGGUUCUCGUCCUCGGGAUGCCCCGCACGGGCACCCAAUGUGUGUCAUUCCCCCUGAAAGCCAAGGAAACCGGGGCUCACAAUUACACCCAAGCCAUCGCGGAUGCACUCCAGUUGCUCGGCAUAGCUCCCGUAUACCACAUGCGGGAAGUCGGCAAGAACAACCAUCAGGAUCUGUGGGUCGAAGCUCUAGACGCCAAAUUCGAAGGCAAAGGGGAGCCCUUCGACCGGGAGAGAUUCGACCAAAUACUGGGCAAGUACGAGAUCAGCUCGCCCUCCUCCUUUUCCACGUUUUCCCAGAGCCCAAGGGCCCCUUCCUAUCCCGCUCUCGCCGACUACCCAGCCGCCAUCUUCGCCCGCGACCUGACCGCCGCGUACCCCGAGGCCGCCAUCAUCCUCUCCACGCGGCCCGAGGACGCGUGGAUGGCGUCGAUGGAGGGCACGAUCUGGCACAGCUACACGUACCAGAAGACGCGGCCCAACCCGAACACGUCGCUCCUGGCGCCCAUGGCGGACCGGUACCACCGGCACUGCUGGGGGAACGACCUGCCGACGCAUGGGCGGCGGGCGUUUCGGGAGCAUGAUGAGGGUGUGCGCGAGGCUGCUGCGGCUGCGGGUGGGGAAGGGGGAGGGAGGAGGAGGAGGUUUCUGGAGUAUGAUGCUGGGAGCGGGUGGGGGCCUAUUUGUGAGUUUCUGGGGGUGGAUGUGCCGGAGAUGGAGUUCCCGCGGAGUGAUGAUUGGGUUGGGUAUAAGAGGAUAGUGGAGGCGGAGAGGAAGGCAGAGGAGGAGGCGUAG